CCUGCAGGGGGCGCUCCAAGGGGCCGCGCGCCCGGCUGCCGUCGGGGCGCCCCGGCCCUUCUGUCCCCGAGACUUCUACUUGCACAGCUCUGCGUUCCUGCGGCUCGGGUCCCAGAAGAGGCCACCGGCUAUCGCCUCGCAGGCCGGCACCUCCAGGCCCGCGGUGCUGCUGCAGCCGUCUCGGUCCCCGGGCAGGCCAAGAGGGCGCCCUCCGCGGAGCCCGUGGCCGGUCAGGUGGGCGCCGGACGAGGCCCGCGGGCGCAGCAUGAGCCAGGACGGCGUGCCUGGGCCGGGGGGCGCCAGGGCCAGAGGCCGGAGGGCCAGCUCCAUCUCCAGCCAGGACAGCGAGCGGGAGGCAGGCGCCGGGCGGAGGGUGAGGAUCCGCGGUGGCCGGGCGUCCGCAGGCCCCGGCGCCGUCGCUCACCUCCGGGCCCGGGCCUCUUCCCGAGCUGCGAGGCACGACAGCGGCGCGCCAGCGGACGCCCGGCCGGCUGCACUGCGCACGCGCACCGCCCCCAGGUCCAUCCAGGAGAUCAUCACCUCGCUGCAGUCCGAGGACCAGCUGGCCUCCGACCAGACCAUCAAAGAGCUCAUAGAGAGCGUCCUGGGCGAGAACUACGACAUUAGGAUGGAGGAGGAAUAUUAUUUUAUGAGGACUUGGUUUUCUUAAUCCAUUGCAAAGUGUGCUG
Molecule: messenger RNA, 689 nt
Organism: Octodon degus (degu)
Lineage: Eukaryota; Metazoa; Chordata; Mammalia; Rodentia; Octodontidae
Exons: 2
Coding region: 266-670 (134 amino acids)
Source: RefSeq, a predicted model, not a curated record